AUGGGGCUGCUGGCGCUCGAGCGGUUGCUGUCCGUGCGCCGCCGCCGGCGGCAAACCCAAACCCGUGGUAUACCGAAUGCUUCUGGGGCUAAAAGAGAAGGCUCACCCAGUCAACAAGAGAGUAGUUCUCAAGGGGGCAAAAGAACCAGAAGUUCAGGGCCAGAGCUUCCAGAGGAUAUCUGGCAGUAUAUACAUUCCCUACUGCCUCUGAGAGAUGCUGCCCGAGCUAGCUGUGUUUCUCGCGCAUUUCAAUCUUCCUGGAGAAGUCACCCCAACCUCACCUUCGACGAGAGCAUAAUGGGCCUGAAAGGUCAGGCUUACAUCGACAAAGUCGACCAGAUUAUGAAAAAACACUCGGACUCUGGCGUGAAGACAUUUGAGUUUGAACAUGAUUCUUAUUUCGACACCAGUCAGCUCAAUAGUUGGCUUAAGAUCGCUGUUACUCCAGGGAUUGAAGAACUCGAAAUUUCACUGUCUCUAGAAGACGAGCAAGAGAAAUACAACUUCCCAUGCUUACUUUUAUUCGCUGGGAGUGGAGGAAACUCGAUUCGGAGACUUGACCUCAGCGAUUGCACCUUCCGUCCCAUGGCUGGACUUGGUUGCUUGACAAGGCUACAUCUGUGGGAGGUCCAUAUUACAGGGGAUGAGUUAGGGUGCCUUCUUUCCAGUUCGUUUGCUUUGGAGGUGUUGAGUCUCACUGAUUGCAGUGAGAUAAAUUGCCUCAAGAUACCUUGCCUACUACACCGGUUCGUAGACCUGACGGUGUCUUAUUGCAGCAAACUGGAAGUUAUAGAGAAUAAAGCUCCAAAUCUCUGCACUGUUUCUAUCGACAGUGAUGUUGCACACAUUUCUAUUGGUGAUUCGUUGCAAGUGAAGGAGUUGGAAAUGUCCUGUGCUGUUGAGUUUAACCUUGUUUAUCAUGCCCGUGCCAAGCUUCCUGCCAGUAUGCCAAACCUUGAAACUCUCAGCAUCAUUUCGCCUGGUGAGAUGUUCAGUACACCAUCUGUACCUGGCAAAUUCCAUUACCUCAAGCACUUGGACAUUCAUCUUGAAGUUUUAUUAAGUGAGGCCUUUUCCCCAAACUACGAUUAUUUUUCUCUAGCCCAUUUUCUGGAUGCAUGUCCUAUCUUGGAAACUUUCAGUCUGGAGGUUGACCAGACUCGCAUGAAGCAUGAUUCAGUUCUUGAAGAUCCCUCAGAUCUGAGACAGAUUCCAGGACACCGAUAUAACAACAUCAAGAAGGUGGGCAUCGCCGGCUUCUGCUCUGCAAAGAGCAUGGUCGAGCUAACCUGCCAUAUUCUUGAGAAUGCAACAUCACUUGAGUGCCUUACAUUGGGCACCAUCCUCUAUGGUUAUGAGAAUCGUCUGUCUGACCACAAAUACGGUAAAUGCCCAGGGAUAGGCAAGCAUAUGAUUGCCGAAGCCCACAAUGCGCUCGCGGCCAUCGAGAGAUACGUUGUGGGGAAAGUGCCAUCCACAGUUAAGUUAAAUGUUAUGAAGCCCUGCAGCCGUUGCCAUGUUCUUAAGUGAUGCCAGCCAUCCAAUGUUAUAGCAACUAUCUACUGUUUAGCUGUAGACGAAAAGACCAUCCACCGUUCAAAGUGUUGUAAAAUCUC
This is a messenger RNA of Lolium rigidum, 1616 nucleotides long. RefSeq lists its product as uncharacterized. Gene Ontology annotation, molecular function: protein binding. NCBI's taxonomy places the organism in Eukaryota, Viridiplantae, Streptophyta, Magnoliopsida, Poales, Poaceae. The record is from RefSeq and is a predicted model, not a curated record. The transcript has 5 exons. The coding region runs from base 1 to 1530 and encodes 509 amino acids.